Gopherus flavomarginatus (Mexican gopher tortoise) is the source of this 1252-nucleotide messenger RNA. RefSeq names its product PICALM interacting mitotic regulator (gene PIMREG). The record is from RefSeq and is a predicted model, not a curated record. The transcript is spliced from 5 exons. Bases 119 to 1012 code for a protein of 297 amino acids. NCBI's taxonomy places the organism in Eukaryota, Metazoa, Chordata, Testudines, Testudinidae.
GUUUGCUGCCCCUGCCUUUGUCAGCAUCCCCAUCCCUGGCUCCCCCCGUCCUGCCCCAGCGCCAUCGGCCCUGCUACCAGCUUUGUCUGAUCCCCUUUGAACCAAGAAGCGAAGAGUGAUGGCAUCAGUGUUACAAAGUGUCGGGGCUACAAUUGGCUGGAGGAGCCACCAGCUACUGGCUGACUUUGAAAAUGAGAGCCCAGUGCCUGACAAAUUUAGAAAGAAGCCUUCUUCAAGCGCUCUCAAUACCCUCCGCAUGUCUCUGAGAAAGCGAAUGCCCUUAAAGCAAGUAGAGAUGAACCUCAGUGAGAAUCCAACUUGGGAAAGUCUGGAAGCAAAAGAGAAGCAACAAAGCUUCCGGGCUAUCACAAGAACAGCAAAAAAUGCCUUUGGAACAGUGUCUCAGAAAAUACAGAAGUCCUGCCAAAACCGCCCGCAGUCUCUAGUCAUCUCUCCAGCUAAAGCCCCUGCAAGGAGAAGUGGCAUCACUUGCUCUGCCAAGAGAAGCACUUCACCUCGAACUCCUAGUCGGAAGAAUAGGCUGGCCACCCCAUUGUGUGGUCCCACUUGCACCCCCAGGUCCAGCAGGAGAGCCUCCCUUUCAUCCAGAUCUGCAAAGAGCUUGGUGGGGAAAGAAUGGAGGAGUUUCUCUUACUGGCUUGGAAAAGAAGCUGUCCCUCUCCGGAGAUCAAGGAGAGCAGCAGCUCUAAAGAGCCCGUAUUCAUCACCUAUCCCUGCCAGCAGAAAGAGAGAGUUUGACUGCAAGUUAGAAUCAGUCUCUUUGGGAAUUCACCGGCUGAAACGUCUUUCUCAGGUGUUCGAUGAUGUCAUUGUGAGAGAGGAGAGAGAACAAGCAAUAUCCAAUUAUCAGUAUCUAAUGGCACAAAACUUGCGAUCUGGUCAUCGGUCUCAGAAACUCUCCCAAUCUGCUUUCAGAUGGUGUGCGAGGAGGCUCCAGCAUGCAGUUGGCACUUGGACUGAGAUGACCUUAAACAGUAUUAACAACGUGUGAGCAAAUGAAGGAUUAACUAUAUAUGGGAGUUGGAGGGGUGUAUUGUCUGUUUGGAUUUAAGUGACUCUGCUUUGAAUAAGCCAUUAACCAUUUUUAGAAUACUACCUUUCAGUUCAGCUCAGGUCUUUCCUUCUAUGGAUUUCUCCUGCCAAUGGUGCAGGGAUUAUAUUAAAGUAUAUCACAUGACCACCCCUGUGGUAUUGCCCAGCAAUGGAAUAGUGAACUGAACUCACUUAACCA